CUUUCUCAAAUCCAUAGAACCCUAACCCAUAGAUAAGUCAUCAACUAUAAUGAUCAUGCCAAGUCUCACUCCACUCUGCACCAUCUUCCUCCUCGUCACCAUAACAUCAACUGCUCGAGUCUCCACCGCUCGUAUAACGAUGAGAUUGAUUCAUCGCGACUUGAUCUUCACUCCCACCGGUUCAACUUCACUACCCACGUUAGCAUCUGACUCGGACUCCACAUCGACCCACAUUGAAGCGAACUUGAUCCAAUCGAGCAACACGAUCUACUACGUCAACUUCUCCAUCGGAACUCCCCCGGUCCCGCAGCUGGCGGUCCUCGACACGGGGAGCAACCUGAUGUGGGUCAAAUGCCUGCCUUGCGAGCCUUGCUCCCCUCUCUCGGGGAAGCGCUUCUUCGACCCCGCGACGUCCUCGACGUUCGCCCCCAAAUCCUGUGACUUGCACUGCAAGAAAUGCAACGACAUGGCGCAGUGCGAGUUCAGGCUCACCUACUCUAGUGCCCCGUCGGCAGUUGGCAUCCUGGCGACAGAGCAGCUGACGUUCUCGACGUCGGACGGUGGGACCAUGGUCGUGCCGAACAUCCUGUUCGGAUGCACCCGCAAGACCCGGGACCUGCCCCAGCAGAGCCAAAUGACCGGGGUGAUGGGCCUCGGGCCGGGCCCCAAUUCGCUGCUCUGGCGAAUUGGGACCCACCCGAAGUUCUCCUACUGCAUCGGGGAUGCCCAGAACCCACUCUACCCGUACAGCCGGUUGGAACUCGGGGAUGGAGCGAUCAUGGAAGGUUAUUCGACCCCGUUGGUUAUCGAAUCGGGCCGGUACUACGUCGACGUGGUCCGAAUCAGCCUCGGUGGGUCGACCCUGGAGAUACCAAAGUCCGCAUUCGCCAAAACCCCUGGGGUUGACAAUGGAGUCAUCAUGGACACCGGUGCAAAGAUGACCUACCUACACAAAGACGCUUACGACGUGCUGGAGUUCACGGUCCGGGACUGGCUGCGAGGCUCGAAAUGGACACGUGUCUACCCCGAAUUCGCGAGGGGACGGCAGAUCUGCUACGGCGGGAAGGCGAGGGAGGCGGCAGAGACGUUCCCCCUGUUGGGAAUUCACUUCGCCGGCGGGGCGGCGCUGUACAUGGAUGGGUUAGGGACUUUCUUGCAGCACGACCGGGACACCUUCUGUUUGGCUUUCCUGGAGGCUGAUUAUGGCGAGUCGAGUUGCAUCGGGAUAUUGGCUCAGCAGAAUUACAAUGUCGGGUUCGAUCUGUCGGAGAAGAAGGUUUACUUCCAGAGAAUUGACUGUAAGGAGCUGGAUGAGUGACAGAGUGACGACUUUUCUUUUGUUUAUUAACUUCUUUCUGAGUUACUACUUACUAGUGUGGAUUAGUUGAGUUAAUUAGAUGGAUCAAAGUUGGAUUAACCUUGAUUAUAUCACCUUAAUUAUAGUUAAAGAUGGUAUUCAAUCUUUGAUGUAAAACACACACCAAUGUUAUCAAAAUUGAGAUCAAAGUAGAGCAGAGACGACAAUGGGUUGGAUUGUAGACGGAUAUACUACUCCUUAGUAAAUUAAAACAUUUUUUUGUUGCUAUCAGGUUUAGAUAUUAAUAAAUGAGAUAUCGAGAU
Molecule: messenger RNA, 1620 nt
Organism: Linum trigynum
Lineage: Eukaryota; Viridiplantae; Streptophyta; Magnoliopsida; Malpighiales; Linaceae
Source: the annotation of a GenBank genome assembly